Messenger RNA from Symbiodinium natans, 1548 nucleotides. The record is from the annotation of a GenBank genome assembly. NCBI's taxonomy places the organism in Eukaryota, Dinophyceae, Suessiales, Symbiodiniaceae.
AUGUCGUCUUUACCUGCGGAUGGCGUGGCUUCAGCCGCAAUGUCGCGGGAAAUGCUGCCGAAGCAGCAGCCAUUGGAAAUUCCGGGGUUCUUUUCGCAGAGGUUGUGUGGCCUCGCGCUUGUGAUGACGUGCGUCGUUCUCUCGGUGCUGGGGUUCUUGGCCUUCGCCAAGUGCGGCCUCUGCUCGAUUCGCGUCGGCGAGCACUUGCACCUGCUCUCGGAUCCAGAGCAACUUGCCGCCACCCAGUCCGCUUGGCAUCUGCCGUGUUCGGACGCCUGCCGAUCCGCCGCGGGCCAGGAUGUGGUGGUCGUCAGCAUCGAUGUUCGAAGAUCUUCCCUUGAUGUUCGCCUGAGCUCUGGCACUACUCUAACACUGGCGCCCACGGCGGUGCGGGAGGUCGUCUGUUCGGACACCUGGGCGGUGACUGGCUUGGUAGUGGCGUGUAUAGGCGCAUCCAUGAGCGUGGUGGUGAUAGCUGUUUUUGCCGUGAUGUGGUGUCAGAUGGGCCAUCAUCACAAAUUGCUCCGCGAGCGUAUUGAACAGGGCAGUGCGCAGGUCUACCGCAUGGUGCUCUCGGGCGAUGCCGCCUGGCAUUUCGCCAACAUGGUCUAUGGCCCAGGAGGCCACCGGCGCAAGCAGGCCUGCCAGGGCUUCCCUUGCCUCGAGCUGGGUGUGCUUCUGCCUCUCAUGCUUACGCUGAUGGUGCAAGCCCAGCUUGCUGUUGCUUUGGCCGGCUUGGGCGUGGCGGCCUUCCUUGUGUCCAUCCGCCUGGGCCUGCUGCUUCACAGUGUCCUGAUGUCACGGGCCCGGCUCUACAAGCGGACCACAGACAUCGCCUUCUGCACCCUGCCGGAGGAUCGGAAGAUCUGCGUGAUCUACAACGGCAGCAUGCUGCUCUUCCGAAACAUCGGGGAUAUACCGGCCCAGGGGCCCAUCAACGCGCAAGGGCCCAUGGAUGCCCCUUCCCUUGCCCAGACGCAGCUGGUGGCGCGUCACGAGGUACCGGAGGACGACGGCACGCCCAUCACGGGCUGGAGCUUGAGGAUCUGCUACCUCACCUGGAACAAAGACCAGGGGUGGACGCCCCGCGAGCGGUUCUUUCCCGUGGACCCGGCGAGGCUGCAUGACUUCCACCGAUGGCUCAUGGAGGACGAGCAGCAGCGGCUCUUCCGCUUCGCCGGGGCGGCGCUGUCCACGUCCCAGAUGCCCGCGACCACCAGGCGGGCUCUGGCAGGUCCCAGCCAGCGCCAGACCGAGGAGGACUUGCCCCGCAUGCUGAUGCAGACGCAGGUGCUCGCCAUUCACACCGACGACGGCCGGGACCUUCGGCUCCUGUCCUUGGCGGGCGAGGAAGUGGCCCGAGUCCUGGUACAUGACGCGGAGCUUGUAGCGGACGUGCUGCACCGGGUUUGCGUGCGGCCAGAGUUCGGGGGCUCUGAGGUGAAGAUCGUGCUACCCGGUGGGCAGACCUUGGACAGGAUUGACCCGAAGCUCACGAUUCAGCAGAUUCGCCCUCUGCUUCUCAACGUCUCCUCGGAACUGGCUUAA